AACAGCCUCUUAAAUAAUUAGCCCCAAAAAAUCAUUAAUUUCAAAUAAAAGAGAUAAAAAUAAUGGGGGUGAAGAAACUAGCUAUUGCUAGUGUUGCUUCAAUUCUUCUAGUGGCUUGUGUGGUGGCUGCAGCCAUCUCAUUUACCAAGAAGAAUGAAGAUAAGUCAUCAAAUUCUACUGAUUCUCGUCUUUCAACUUCUACUAAGUCUGUCCAAGCUAUUUGCCAACCCACUGAUUACAAAGAAACUUGUGAAAAAAGUCUUGCCAAUGCUAAAAACAUCAACGAUCCGAAAGAACUUAUUAAAGUGGCGUUUAACGCCACAAUCAACGAUCUCUCUGACGUUAUAAAAAAUUCUGCCUCAUUAAUCGAUGAAGCUAAAAAAGAUCCUAGGACAAAAGACGCGUUACAAACGUGCCAAGGUCUUGUUGAUGUUGCAAUUGAUGAUCUUACGAGGUCUUUUGACAAAUUCGACAAAUUUGAGGUCAGUAAAAUCAAGGAUUAUACCGAUGACCUAAAAACGUGGCUCAGUAGCGCCAUUACUUAUCAAGAAACAUGUUUGGACGCUUUUGAGAACACGACUGGUGAUACUGGUGAGAAAAUGAAAAAACUUUUGAAAAAUGCAGGGGAACUCACGAGCAAUGGUUUAGCUAUGGUUUCGAGUUUUGGUGAAGUUGUAGCCAACUUGAAUAUCCCUGGUGUAAACCGACGAUUAUUAGACGCCCACGAAAGGAUGCUCUCUGAUUCCCUUAAGCCAAAUGUUGUAGUUGCAAUUGAUGGAAGUGGACAAUAUAAGAGUAUAAAUGAGGCACUUAAUGCUGUUCCUAAAAUGAAUACUCAAAGAUAUGUCAUUUUUAUCAAGGCUGGUGUAUACAAUGAGCAUGUUGAAAUUCCAAGGAAAAUGAACAACAUUGUAUUUAUUGGUGAAGGCCCAACCAAGACUAAAAUUACUGGUAGCUUGAACUAUGCUGAUGGCACUGGCACUUUUAAAACCGCCACAUUUGCUGUCAAUGGAGAUUAUUUCAUGGCUAAAGAUAUCGGAUUCGAGAACACAGCAGGACCAGUGAAGCACCAAGCCGUAGCACUUCGUGUCUCAGGCGAUAUGGCCAUUUUCCACAACUGUCAAAUCGAUGGUUAUCAAGACACACUAUACGUCCACUCCUAUCGCCAAUUCUUCCGCGACUGCACCAUUACAGGAACCAUAGAUUUCAUCUUUGGUGACGCUGCAGCCGUUUUCCAAAACUGCAAAAUGAUAGUAAGAAAACCAAUGGAUAAUCAAGCUUGCAUGGUAACAGCACAAGGCAGAAAAGAUCAUCGGGGAGUCGGUGGAAUAGUCAUGCAAAAUUGUCAAAUAAAGGCCGAACAAGGUUUUCUUGCUGCUCAACCACCAAUUAAAGCAUAUUUAGGACGACCAUGGAAAGAAUUUUCAAGAACAAUAAUUAUGCAAUCUGAAAUUGAUGGGUUUAUUGCACCAGAAGGAUGGUCACCUUGGGUUGGUAAUUUUGCACUUGACACUUUGUUUUAUGCUGAGUAUCAAAAUAGAGGUCCAGGAUCAAUUACAUAUAGUAGGGUUAAUUGGAAAGGUUACCAAAAGACAAUUGCACCUCAGGUUGCUGCACAAUUUACUCCUGGUGUGUUUAUUAUGGGUGAUGAAUGGGUUAAGUUGAGUGGGGUACCAUAUGAACCUGGCAUGAUUAGGGUUUAAUUUAAUUCUAUUUUGGAUAUGAUUUGUAAUAUUUAAGAAAAAUUUCUUCUCCAAUAAAACAUUCAUUUUGUUGGACUA
This is a messenger RNA of Nicotiana tabacum (common tobacco), 1781 nucleotides long. RefSeq names its product pectinesterase-like. NCBI's taxonomy places the organism in Eukaryota, Viridiplantae, Streptophyta, Magnoliopsida, Solanales, Solanaceae. The record is from RefSeq and is a predicted model, not a curated record. Gene Ontology annotation, biological process: cell wall modification. Gene Ontology annotation, molecular function: enzyme inhibitor activity; pectinesterase activity.